Messenger RNA from Labrus bergylta (ballan wrasse), 4323 nucleotides. Its product is annotated as Y+L amino acid transporter 2-like. Gene Ontology annotation, molecular function: L-amino acid transmembrane transporter activity; basic amino acid transmembrane transporter activity. Gene Ontology annotation, biological process: amino acid transmembrane transport. NCBI's taxonomy places the organism in Eukaryota, Metazoa, Chordata, Actinopteri, Labriformes, Labridae. The record is from RefSeq and is a predicted model, not a curated record. Gene Ontology annotation, cellular component: membrane.
UAGCUUUAGUGCAGAUGUCUAGGUAUCGCCUGUAAACUGGCCAAAGUUGGUCUCACGAACCGGACACAGGCACAUGUGAGGCUGCUUCACACACUGGAGGAAACAUUCAAGGAAAGAUUAUCCCAGUGAAGGAUUAAUCCUCGGAUUCCACAAUGGCGGUUUGAGACCUACAAACUCUUAACCUCCUGGUGACACGCCCACCUCCUUCUCUCUUGUCCUGGUUUCCCCCAAACUGCUUCUCAUUCAUCCAGUAUUUAUCCCUUUUGCCUUGUUUUGGUGCCUGGUGCUGCCUGGAAUCAGUCUGUCCUCAUUAUCGUUCCACAUCACUCCCCUGAUACCUCCUCUCUGCGCCCGGGCUGAGGGGCCGUAAAUCCCUCAGAAUGGUGGCCGAGGCAGACUCGGUGUCUCAGGGCAGCGGUGUGCGGCUGAAGCAGGAGAUUUCCCUCCUCCAUGGCGUCUGUCUCAUCGUAGGAAACAUGAUAGGCUCUGGCAUCUUCGUUUCACCUAAGGGAGUUCUAAUGUACACGGGCUCAUUCGGCCUGUCCCUUGUAGUGUGGGCCAUUGGAGGGAUAUUUUCUGUGUUUGGAGCAUUAUGCUAUGCUGAGCUGGGCACCACCAUCCGUAAAUCUGGAGCGUCCUACGCCUACAUCCUUGAGGCCUUUGGAGGAUUCUUAGCUUUUAUUAGACUGUGGACGUCGUUGUUGAUAGUGGAGCCAGCCUGUCAGGCGGUGAUAGCUCUGACCUUCUCCAACUACCUGGUCCAGCCUUUCUACCCCACCUGCUCCGCCCCCUAUACCGCUGUCCGCCUCAUUGCUGCCGCCAUCAUAUGUCUGCUGACCUGUGUGAACUGUAUGAAGGUCAAAUGGGGGGCCAUUCUUCAGGUCAUCUCCACGUUUGCCAAAGUGCUGGCUCUAAUCGUCAUCAUUAUUACUGGUCUUAUUAAGCUGGGACAAGGUUUUGACCAGAACUUUGAGGACUCCUUCAAAGGGUCCAAGCUGAACCCUGGUGACAUGGCCCUGGCUCUUUACUCAGCUCUGUAUUCCUACUCCGGCUGGGACACGCUCAACUUCAUCACAGAGGAGAUCAAAAACCCAGAGAGGAACCUGCCCUUGUCCAUCGCUAUCUCCAUGCCCAUUGUCACAGUAAUUUACAUCUUGACUAACGUGGCUUACUACGUCGUCAUGGAUGCAGACAAAGUGCUGACCAGUGAAGCCGUUGCUGUGACUUUUGCAGACGAAGCGCUGGGCUGGGCUCGAUGGCUGAUCCCUCUGUCUGUGGCCAUUUCUUGUUAUGGAGGUCUAAACUCCUCUAUCAUUGCUGCCUCCAGGUUAUUUUUCGUUGGUUCAAGAGAAGGGCACUUACCAAAUGUCCUGUGCAUGAUCCACAUAAAGCGUUUCACCCCGAUUCCUGCUCUGCUUUUCAAUGGUGGUAUGUCUCUGAUCUACCUGUCUGUGCCUGACGUUUUCCAGUUGAUCAACUACUUCAGUUUUAACUACUGGUUGUUCAUCGGCCUGUCGAUAGCCAGCCUGAUCUACCUUCGCAUUACAGCUCCAAAUAUGCACAGACCUGUAAAGCUCUCUCUGUUCUUCCCCAUCGUUUACUGCUUGUGCAGCAUCUUUCUGGUAGUGGUUCCCCUCUACAGUGACACCAUCAACUCUCUGGUGGGCAUUGCUGUGGCGCUGUCUGGUGUGCCAAUCUACUUCAUUUGCAUCCACCUGCCAGCCAGCUCCAGACCAGCCUUCCUCGGUCGAAUGCUCGAUAAUCUGUCUCUUAACAUCCAAAAACUGUGCAUGUGUUGUGUGGCCUCGCCUAAUACCGACCUGGACAACAUAGACCCAGAAAAGACUGAAUGAGAUAACAAAAAGCACACGUUUGAAGAGUAUUAUGGAGGAGAGUGAAGAGUGAACACUUAAGGAAUCCGUGUGAUGCAAACAAUCAGGAUUUACAUAUGUGAAGCUUGAUGGAUUUAACGAGGAAAUAAUGGAGAGCUAAGCUCAACACUUCUACUCCUACUCAUCUCCUACAUGAGCCAUAUUUUUAAAGGAGAAAGAAUGACACAUGAUCACCGUCCUACAAACCGCACUGUACAGACAAGAUCAGUGUGGCAUGUGCACACUCGCAUGCUCUUGUACACUGCAGUGUUGGCUGUUCGAUUCCCUCCUUUACAUGUCCAAAUAAACUACAACUCACUCAACAAUAAGCUGCCAUAAAGCCUUAAGGUGGCACUGCAAUAAAACAACAGCCUGAUCCAAGAGGAAUGGACUCUGCAAAAUGCCUGCGGGAUUAAGUCACAAGCAGCAAGUUAUUCCAGAAAAAGUGGAGUUACACAUGUUCAUUGUAUGCCUCACAUGUGUUGUGUCUUGUUUCUCAUUUCAAGCUCUUGAACUUGAACCAGUUUCAUCCUCUUACUAGAACAUUACAUAGGAAUAUCUUCAGAAGUAAAAGAAAAAGUAAUUUUUAAUCUCAUUACCUGUGAUCUCUUAAAUACAAAAGUGACCCAAUUAGAUGGUUCCUGACUUCAAGGUCCCUAGACUGUCAGAUUUAAAAUGUAAGAAGUCCAGAUUUUUGGGGGCGGUGUUUGUGGUCCUCAUAAAUAUUAUCCACUUGGAAAUAAUCCUGAAUUUAGAUUUUAAGCAUUGACUGUACAGGCAUCCUUCGAUGUUCUUUAACUUGCAAACAGACCUCUGUAACCUUCAUAUGGCAAAUUUCAAUCACAAUUUCAGUUUGCCACAUAAAUACCUUGUGAGCUCUAAUCAGAUUUGUCACUGAACUGAAGGACAAAGCAGACAAGUGUUGAUGGUCUCUUAUUAUAAUGUAGUGUAGGAGGGUGGCACUAUUUUCAAUGAGUUUAAAUGAGCUAAUAAGAAUGUGUCCGUUGACUUUGAAUGUUUUUUUUAAAUGAUUUUUCAGGUGGUAGUUCUCAUAGGAAUAUGAUCAGAACAUCUGUCACCAUGUUUCAUGCUGCUGUAGUUAAGGUAAUCCAUAAGGUAAUCCAUAAGGACUGUGAAUGCAUAAUCAGGGCAUUUUUUUUGGUUUCUGGUGCCUCCUAGUGGAAGCUAAAAGGUACAAGUUUUACUUUAAGGGUGCAUCAGCAACUUGUGUUUUUUGACGCUGUAUAAUUAUAGUGACCUUGUUCUUUGAGCCAGGUGGAUUGUGACUGAGUAUAAGCACACAAGUCAAAUACAAGUACCUCUAAACUGUGCUGAUGUACAGUACUUGAUUGAUUGCACGACUGGUGGUUGUGUACACACUCGCAUAAUGUUCCAACUCUUAACACAUUUCUAAUGCAGCCUAAGUGUUAAGGUUAUGGAAAAGGUUUUACAAGUUUUAAUUCAAAUGUGUUUGUUUUCCUGAUAAAACAAACGUAUGUGCCGACUCCUCUGGGUCUUAAUUUUCUUCUGAAUGGGUUCUUUAUAGAUCCAAACCUCAGGAUCCACACUGCUAAUGUGCUCACUUGAUGAUAUUUAUUAUCUCUCUUCUUUUUUUUUUUUUUGCACAAACAUGUCACAAGACUUUGAAUCAGUAAUGGGAUAUUGAAUAUAAUGUUGCCUUUUGAAUAUAUCACACACUGACCGUUUAUUCACAUAUAACCAAAGGUCUUUAACAGGCUGGUGCAUUGUUCUGCUCAGAGUGCAGAGAGCUCUUAGUAAAGUGUCUCUGCUUUCUAGUGAGAGCAUUCUAGGUGUAGUUUGUUGAAACAGGUAGAACCAGUCAAACUUCUGUGUUUGUAUUGUAAUGUGCUCUUUCUCAGCUGUAUGUGCCUUCUGUGAGUGUGGUCCACCAAACAACUUGUCUAUUUUUAUAUUGUAACAUGAUGUUUUGUGUACAGUGUCUAAAGCAAAAUAGAAUUUACAUAAAGCUGUAGGGUUUGCCAGAUGUUAUUCAGGUCUUUUUGAAAGUUUAGAUCAUGCUAAACCAAUGGAGCAGCUUCAUGUUUUGUAGUUCAGGUCAGUCUAAAACGUUUAGGUCUUACAUAGACCAUGUUUUGUGUUAUCCCGAAGUACAACACCAGCCAACGGUAGAUUUGUUUAAUGUUGGUUGCUCUGGAUUGUGUCAUUGUAACCACAAUAUGUCUGAAGUAAACUAUGAAUAUAUUCAAUGUAUUUUUCACGUAUGAAGUUAUUAUAUACUCCGGAAACUUGAAUGUUGCAGUAUAACGAGCAUAGGGUACCAAAUGUGUUUUUUUUUCUGUUCCUCUUUUGCGUAUUUGUAGAAUUUUGUUAACUGUUUGUAUUUAUCAUGUUUUGGACAAACAAAAGUUGCAAAAACGUUUUUUUUUCCCCCAAGUACGUUUUAUUUCAAUAAAGUAAAUAAUAAAAUGUG